ACAUUGAAAGAAUUCAUAGAUCGUCGUUUUGGCUAUUCCAUCUCAUAUAAGAAAAUUUGGUUAGGAAAACAGAAGGCAAUCGCCCAAGUAUUCGGCGAUUGGGAGAAGUCUUAUCAGACGUUACCUAGGUGGAUGGAAGCAAUGUGCACUUAUAAUCCUGGUACUGUCGUCAAGUGGAGGUGGAACCCUAUACCAGGCAGCGAUCAGACCGUAACAUUUGUAUCAGUCUUUUGGGCGUUCGCAGCAUCUAUUCAGGGUUUUCCCCACUGUCCUCCUGUGAUAUGUAUAGAUGGGACACACUUGUACGGUAAGUACAAGGGAAAACUCUUUAUUGCGACGUGCCCGGAUGCAAAUAGGCAAAUAUUUCCCCUUGCAUUCGCUAUUGUGCAAGAGGAAAGUUUGGACACAUGGAAUUGGUUUCUGUGUUGUCUUCGUUCCAUUACCGAUAGGAACGACAUUUGCCUUAUAUCAGAUAGGCAUCCAGGGAUCAUCGCUGCAGUGUCUCACAAUCCCGAUUGGCAGCCACCGCGUGCGCACCACCGAUUCUGCCUUCGACACAUUGUAAGCAACUUCAGCACGAAAGUGCAUAGUGUCAAUCUGAAGUGAAUGGCUGAGUGCGCGGGAAGGGAGCAUCAGGUCAGAAAGUUUAACAUGUGGAUGGAGAAAAUCUUCGACGAGGGUGGGGAACCUGCGAAGACGUUCUUUGAUCAAAUCGCUCCUCAUAUGUGGAUUCAGUGCCACGACGGGGGCGGAAGGUAUGGGAAUAUGACGACAAACCUUGUCGAAUGUUUCAACGCCGUCCUUAAGGGCGCUCGUAGCCUCCCAAUCAUUGCCCUUGUGCAACUGACAUUUUAUCGCGUUGCACAUUAUUUCAAUAGCCGACGUGAGGCUUCUCGUAAUGCAAUAUCAGGAGGAAAUGCAUUAACUCCUCAUAUAUUGCUUGCGAUGGAAAGAAGGAAGUUGAAGGCGACCGGACAUCGCGUGACGACGUUCAACUGGUCUAGAGGUACUUUUAGCAUCACAACUGAGCAGUUGGGACCUCAUAAAGGAAACAACGUGCAAACGCUGCGCAUUCAGGAUUUGCACGGCUACUCGUGUGGGAAGUGGCAAGCUUUACACUUUCCAUGCUCCCACCUUCUCGUUGCAUGUGCGGAGACACGACUCAACGCCAUGCAGUACGUUGAGCCUUGUUGGAGCACCGCCGAAUAUUAUGCGACAUAUGCGGCGGAUUUUCAACUGAUUAUGCACGAGGCGUACUGGACAGCAUCCUUGUUGCCGACUAUAUAGGAAAAUCCAGCAUAUGCUCGACAUAAAGGUCGCCCAAGGAGCUCUCGUAUACACAAUGAGAUGGACGCUAGGGAAGGUAGGAAAAGGAGCACGUGCAGUAUAUGUCAUCAAGAAGGGCAUAAUCGCACAAGGUGUUCGAGAAGGACCCACUCGGGCGAUGCAGCGAGACCGUCUCGUUGAUGUCGUAUGCAGUUUUAUACUAUUUCACACCAUUUUUUUUUUGUAUAUACCUAUUCUGAUGCAACGAUGCAUUUCCAGGAUUGAUCCAGGGCCGUCUGAUUCGAGGGUCUUGACGAUGGGCGAUCAUCACAGGGCCAGCCGAGCGUGGGCUGAUGGGCAUACGGAGCCCCUGUGCUGCCGAGGGGGCACACAGUUUGCCGAGCGUUGGUUAGAGGCAGACCCCCGCAUUGUCCAGCUGAUACGCGAUGCGGGGUUUUAUGGCAUUUAUCGGAUUGCUUAUAUCCAGCUUGAUUGGCAUCUUGUCACAUCAUUGGUAGAGCGAUGGAGACCCAAGAUGCACACGUUCAACCUACCUCAUAGCGAGGCCACCGUCACAUUACAGGACGUAGCUGUUUUGUUCGAGUUGCCGAUUGAUGGGCGAGCUGUCACUGGUCGCACGGCCGGACCAGUGGAGGGACCUACAGACCGUCAGGGUCGACUCGCCCUGCGUACUAUGCGCGAGCGUUUGUUAGGCGUCGUUCCGCCUGACAUCGAGUUGGUUGGUGCACGCAUCUGUAUGCGGUUCCUUGAGGGGGAUGCGUUUCAUGAGCUCCCGGCACAUGCAGAUGUUCAGACGAUAGCAUGCCACGCACGAGCCCACUUGUUGCGUUUGAUUUGUGGGGUGAUGUUCUUGGAUGUUUCCGAUAGUUAUGCGCAUCUUAUGUUCCUUCCACUUCUUGAGGACUUCGGAGCGUGUUACUCGUACAGUUGGGGGUCUGCCACUUUGGCGUGGUUGUACAGGGAGAUGUGUCGCGCCGCGCACCACUCGAAGACACAAAUUGUGGGCCCCCUUCGCUUACUCCAGGUUUGGGUUUGGGAGAGAUUUCCUUCAUUCGCGCCUACGCGGCGAGGUUUCCUGCAGAUUGAGAGGGGCCAGGACGGUCGUCCGGUUGAUCCUCUCCCACUUGCAUAUCGAUGGAGGGAUGACUUGAGGGCAUCGAUGGUUGCGCUUCACACAUUGCCCUGGUAUAGGUUCGAGUUGGACAUGCACCGGGAGCAUGAGUUUAUAUGGAUGCCCUACACGGAUGAGAUUUUAGCCGACAUGCCGCCUGCCUAUGCAGACAGGAGGGACCUGUGGGUAGCGCGAGUGCCACUCAUAUACUUUCAUAUUAUUGAGUGGUAUCUCCCCGAUCGAGUCAUGCGACAGUUCGGGUUUCGACAGGUCAUUCUCGCCCCAUUUAUGACUUCGGGGGUAGAUAUUAUUGGGAACGAUCUCCACGGCAUGGAUGGGCGCGGUCGAGGGGUCACAGACUGGUCGAGUACACACGCGAUAUUCGUCACUGCGUGGGAGCAUCGACGAGACUACAUUGUACGAGGAGUGGCGGAGCACAGUCCGAUGCGUCUAGAUGACCCAUACUUCACUUGGUAUAGGUUUAUCACACGCCGCUUCGUCGAUAGGACCGCAGCUGUAUAUUUGAGCCUCGCUGACAUAGUCAUUGAGGCAGACCAGAUCUCAUAGGAUUUUGCGAUCCACCGAUUGAUGAGUACUGCACUGGACCUCGUCCACGAGGACGGUCGACGGAUCCCAGAACGAGGAGGUCGACCUGAUGUACCAGCACAAGGAGGUCGACCAGCUCCAGUACGAGGAGGACGACAUGCCUCCUCUAGUCAUCCAGGGACUCCCAUGUCCUCCCCACCAGUUGUACAAGCUGAGUACUUGUUCGGCCCGUCAGCACCUUAUGCGCCUUCCAUUGUAGCUCAUAUUGCCGGACCAUCGAGCAUACCGAUUGAUGCCCCAUCCGACUCUGCUGCUACCCCAUCCAUGUCAUUUUUAUUAGACGAUCUUUUCGAUGGGGUGGAGGUCGAUGCACCCCCUAGGCCGCCUCGUUCUCGUCUCUAGACAUCGUAUCAUUUAUCACCGUGUGCGCUCCGUAUGGCUGAUGAUGAUGAUGCAGCACCUCUUGGGGGAGAGGAUUCACAUCCAGCACGACGGGUCAGGACACCUGAUGAUGCUGACGAGCAGGGAGAGGGUAGAUGCAGACGGCAGCCACCACGACCCCGGAGACGACCUCGCUGCGGCACGGAGUAGUUUAGCAUUACUUUAAUUGCAUUUUAUUUGUAUGUAUAUCAUUGAUUGUUUUGAUUUCAUUUGUAUAUAAUUGAUUAUUUUUUUUAUUCUUUUCUAUAUAUCAUUUAAUAAUUCGUAUCUCUAAAGAAUUCAAUACUGCCAAAUCUAAAAAAUGACAUAUAA
This is a messenger RNA of Malania oleifera, 3697 nucleotides long. Its product is annotated as serine/threonine-protein phosphatase 7 long form homolog. The record is from RefSeq and is a predicted model, not a curated record. NCBI's taxonomy places the organism in Eukaryota, Viridiplantae, Streptophyta, Magnoliopsida, Santalales, Ximeniaceae. Gene Ontology annotation, biological process: meristem development; meristem maintenance. The transcript is spliced from 4 exons. The coding region runs from base 1301 to 2965 and encodes 554 amino acids.